Sclerotinia trifoliorum is the source of this 876-nucleotide messenger RNA. Lineage: Eukaryota; Fungi; Ascomycota; Leotiomycetes; Helotiales; Sclerotiniaceae. The record is from the annotation of a GenBank genome assembly.
CAUCUACGAUAAAUAAAAUACCAUCUUCUUAUCACCACGUGAUCACAAACUCCAGCCUCACGAAACCCCAAGCAAGCCACAAAAUUUUGGAGUUGUUUCCAUCUAGAGCAUGCAAUCAAGCUUCCAAUUUCACGACAUCUUCACGACGAAUAUACCAAAUCUACCGUCAACAUGCCUCAAGCUCAGCCAGAGCUUAAAAAGGUGUGUGGAAUUCCCGAAGACCUGGUGAAAUGAAAGUAGAGAAGAGCGAGAUUGAGGAACGCGACCAGGCGAUGGAUUGAAGCUGUUGCGCGAAAGCUUGUGGAAAGGAGAAUGGUUGGAGAAUUGAUUGCUAACUCUCUUGCCUGUGUAGUACCUCGAUAAGAGACUAUUUGUGCAGUUGAAUGGUAGCAGAAAGGUCAUUGGUGUUUUGAGAGGUUACGAUGUUGGUUCCCUCGCGCGCAUCCAAAUCCAAUGGGGCUGACAAGAUGAAAUAGGUCUUCUUAAACAUUGUGCUAGACGAUGCAGUUGAGGAGAAGGAGGGUGGUGAGAAAGUGAAGAUUGGAAUGGUCGUAUGUAGUCACAUAUCUGCCGCGCACUCAUUCAAAGACUAAUAGCGCAUUAGGUUAUUCGUGGAAACUCAGUCGUUAUGCUUGAGGCAUUGGAGAGAAUAGGUGGCGGAAGGGAAAACAGAGGAGAUUGAGAAGGGAAGGAGGAAUAUUAUGGAUUUAUAUUGAGACUUCAAGGGAUAUGAAGGAAAAGAAAAUCGAAGAUUACAUCUGGACCAGGGCGUUUACAGGCUAUGAAUACAAAUUGCAUAUCGAGGAGCGCGGAAGAAGAAAAGACAAUAUGUUUUGCAAGAUGAACCAUGGUUCCAAUAAAUUAUACCCCUCCCAA